Papaver somniferum (opium poppy) is the source of this 570-nucleotide messenger RNA. RefSeq lists its product as uncharacterized. Bases 1 to 570 code for a protein of 189 amino acids. NCBI's taxonomy places the organism in Eukaryota, Viridiplantae, Streptophyta, Magnoliopsida, Ranunculales, Papaveraceae. The record is from RefSeq and is a predicted model, not a curated record. The transcript is spliced from 2 exons.
AUGGCAGUAAGAGGAUUCUUUGUAAUCUUGAUAGGGUUGUGUUUCAACCAAUCAUGGAUUCAAAAAUUCCCUGAUUGGGGUUAUAAAGUUGGAUUGAGGGUUUCUUCAGAUCAUGCACCCCUCAUGGGUGGAAGUAUUAAUAUGCCAAAACCAGUAAAUACUCCAUAUAAGUUCCAAAAAAUGUGGUUGUCUCGUCCAGAGUUCCUGAAUGAAGUGGAGAAAUGCUGGUCUAAAUACAUUAAUGGUGAUCCUGCUUUUAUUUUUCAAAGAAGCAAUGGUCAUUCUGAUAACAAUCAUUUUGAUUCUGAUGCUCUGGAUAAAUUAGUUAAAGCUCAAAAUGAAUAUAACUCAAGAGAAGUGCAACUUAACACACUGUUGAAUCAAGAGUCUAGAAUUAGAUGGGUUAAAGAAGGAGAAGCCAAUACUAACUUCUUCCAUACCAAUCUCAAGAUAAGGAAAGCCAUGAACUGUAUAAGUGAACUUCCUGAUGAGUAUGAAGAUGUUAUCUCUGAUCAGAAGAAAAUAUCAGAUGUUUUGGUUCAAUACUUUGAGAAGAAAUUUGAACUUUAA